AUGCCAACUGAAGCAGGGGAGCAAUCACAUAAUGUGACUUUGUCCAAGCCUUUUAGUCCGCUGUUCAAAGAAAUCAUGACUUGCUAUUCUUUGGAAACUGAACCAGGUGUGGUAGCAACAUGUAAUGACUUAGUUUUGUGCCAGUAUCAAGAGCAUGAUUACUACAUUUGCAAUCCAUACACAUCUCAAUGGUUUGCACUCCCACCACCUCAAGCCGACGAGUUUGUGGCAGUGGGAUUCCUCUGCGAUUUUGACAGUGGUGCGUAUAGGUGCAAAGUUGUAGGGAUUACUGCAGAAACUAAACAAGAAGAUAACUUCAGAUUGAAGGUGGAAAUCUUCUCCUCCAAGACUGGUGAAUGGAAAAACUCAAUUGUCUCAUUUACACAAGAAAUUGAUGUUGAUGACAUCAAUGGUAUUGGCUGUUCUUACAAUGGAAUGUUGUAUUGGGGAACUGCUGAUAACUUCUCUUUUGGGUUUGAUCCAUUCAUGAUCAAUAGUAGGAGUGAAUAUGCUGAUACUAUUGAUCAUUACAAUGGUCGUAUAAUAGAAUUCAAAGAUGCAGCUGAGACUAGCUGCAACAUUGAUUGUGUAGGUGUGUGUGGAGGUCGUCUAAGAUUCAUCGGAGAAUUUGACACUGAUUCCUAUACUAUACCUGUAUGGGAGUUGCAAGAAGAGCAAGAUAAGAGAGCUGUGGACAGAUCUGGCAAAGUGUUUCUCAAAUGCAGGAGGUAUUCAGUUGAAAGAGAAAUGUGUCUUCUUGCAAAACGAAGAUACCUGCGUAGAUCUCCUAUAUGGCGAGUUUUUGACCCAAAUGAUGAAGAUAUCUUGUACAUUCGUCCUAAACGUGGUUAUGCAUAUAAAUGUAACAUUGGUACGGGAGAGUGGUCAAGAUUACCUGAUAAUAAUCAUAUAUGGUGGAAUGUUCGUGAUUACUUAUUCCCACUAACAGCUCAACCAUGGUGGCCGACUCCAGUUCCUAGCUAA
Molecule: messenger RNA, 984 nt
Organism: Fragaria vesca subsp. vesca
Lineage: Eukaryota; Viridiplantae; Streptophyta; Magnoliopsida; Rosales; Rosaceae
Exons: 1
Coding region: 1-984 (327 amino acids)
Source: RefSeq, a predicted model, not a curated record